AUGAUGAAAGAAUACUAUUGUCAGUACACUGAGCAAGUACGAAAGAAACGCAAAGCGUGGCAUGACGGGAAACUCAAAUACUCAACUUUGAAUAAUCGGUUUACCUUAUAUUCAUUGGAAGACGGUCAAAAAGCAGUAAGCAGUGCUUGUGUUACUAGUAGUAAAUAUGUUGAGAGAUUCCUCUCACCCAGUGGGUUUAACGCUGAUGAACACAGGAUCUUUAAUAAAUUCAUAGUCAUAAUAACUGAAAUGAUUGGUGGUAAACAGGAAGAUGCGUUCCAGAACGAAAAGGAUACACUGACAGAACAUACGAGCCAUAAGGCUCUGGUUCCUAUUGGUAAAAAUAGGGAAACAAAGACCCACUUCGAUUCAGGCAAGAGUUUGCUAUCCUUGAAGAUAAACAAGCCAUUUAAGCCGCCCACAAAACUUCUAUCAGAAACUCAAGCGGUAAAUAGACCAAGCAUUCGAGGUCAGCCCAAGCAAAUGAAGGAGGUAGAGAAAAGGGGAAAGAUACGAAAAAUUACUCAUCACCCCAUUCAUUUAUAA
Molecule: messenger RNA, 546 nt
Organism: Zygotorulaspora mrakii
Lineage: Eukaryota; Fungi; Ascomycota; Saccharomycetes; Saccharomycetales; Saccharomycetaceae
Gene: MTE1
Product: Mte1p
Exons: 1
Coding region: 1-546 (181 amino acids)
Biological process (GO): double-strand break repair
Cellular component (GO): site of double-strand break; nucleus
Source: RefSeq, a predicted model, not a curated record